Molecule: messenger RNA, 843 nt
Organism: Aspergillus mulundensis
Lineage: Eukaryota; Fungi; Ascomycota; Eurotiomycetes; Eurotiales; Aspergillaceae
Gene: phb1
Product: prohibitin subunit PHB1
Exons: 2
Coding region: 1-843 (280 amino acids)
Biological process (GO): mitochondrion organization
Cellular component (GO): mitochondrion; membrane
Source: RefSeq, a predicted model, not a curated record
AUGGCGGCUAACGGUCUCUACAAUCUCCAGCGCCUGGCUAUUCCCCUAGGCCUGGGGUUCAUGUUUGCCAACGCCUCUUUGUACGAUGUCAAGGGCGGAACUCGGGCAGUCAUCUUCGACAGGUUGUCUGGUGUGCAGGAGAAGGUCGUCAACGAAGGCACGCAUUUCCUGAUCCCAUGGCUGCAGAGGGCCGUUAUCUACGAUGUUCGCACCAAGCCUCGAAACAUCUCCACCACUACUGGAAGUAAGGAUUUGCAGAUGGUCAGCUUGACUCUGCGAGUCCUCCACCGUCCUGAAGUCCAGAAGCUGCCGGUCAUCUACCAGUCCUACGGUACCGACUAUGACGAGCGUGUCCUUCCCUCCAUCGGAAACGAAGUCCUCAAAGCCAUCGUCGCCCAGUUCGAUGCCGCCGAACUCAUCACCCAACGUGAAGCCGUCUCAAACCGCAUCCGCACAGACCUGAUGAAGCGCGCUUCGCAAUUCAACAUUGCCCUCGAGGAUGUCUCAAUCACCCACAUGACCUUCGGAAAGGAGUUCACGCGCGCCGUCGAGCAAAAGCAAAUCGCCCAGCAGGACGCCGAGCGAGCCCGCUUCAUCGUUGAGAAGGCCGAGCAGGAGCGCCAGGCUAACGUCAUUCGCGCCGAGGGUGAAGCCGAGAGUGCCGACAUCAUUAGCAAGUCCGUCGCCAAGGCCGGAAACGGCCUCAUCGAGAUUCGUCGUAUCGAAGCCAGCAAGGAGAUCGCGAGCACCCUCGCCAGCAACCCCAACGUCACAUAUCUGCCGGGUGGCGAGGGCAAGGAUGGCGGAAAGAGCACAAGCCUUCUACUGGGGCUGAGGAGUUAA